Messenger RNA from Centropristis striata (black sea bass), 2185 nucleotides. RefSeq names its product tetraspanin-8-like. The coding region runs from base 115 to 885 and encodes 256 amino acids. The transcript is spliced from 9 exons. The record is from RefSeq and is a predicted model, not a curated record. Lineage: Eukaryota; Metazoa; Chordata; Actinopteri; Perciformes; Serranidae. Gene Ontology annotation, cellular component: membrane.
ACGUCCUGUGCGGAUAGACAGAUAGAUGCCCUUACAGUCAGAAUCAUAGCUCCACAGCCUUAAUAUUUUCUGUAUGUAAAAAGGCGUUUUAAAGUCGGGGAGAGAAGCAGCAGCAUGCAGCGGAGUGCAGUGGUCGUGGUGGCGGAUAAAACGAGCCUGAAAAGGCCGUUUAUUUUCGCAAACGCUGUACAUAUGGCGCUGUGCUUCUUCAUGUUGACCAUGACAGUAGCUUGGCAUAGAGAUCUCAUACAAACCGGCAAACUGGUGUCCACUGUCUCUGUCGUGAUCAUGUACGUGGUGGAGAUCGGCUGCCUGCUGCUCUCAGUGCUCGGUGUGAUCGGAGCGUGUAAAGGAAAGAGAUGGUGUUUGAUUCUGUAUGCAACUGGGAUGGCAGCAGCGAGUCAAACAAUAAUUGUCAGAACAGCACUAAGUUACCAAGACGUUUAUGAGAAACGUGUGGUCCGUGAGGAGGCCAAGCUGCUGUCCAUGAUGCCACUAACUGGGACCAGCAAAGCCAACAGGACCCUGCUGUAUAGUAUUCAACAACAGUUUGAGUGCUGUGGUCUCAUUGAGGGCUAUAAAGACUGGGGCUCUAACAUCCCUGCCUCCUGUAACUGUCAUUAUCCAGGGAAAUGUAUUCGACUACGGGGCAGCGCCACACUCGGGGCUCCAAAGAACCAGUAUGUUUAUCAGCAGCCUUGCCUACCAAUUUAUGUUUCUGAACUAAAGCUCGCAUUCUCAUUGGCGAUGGCUGUACAAUUUGGAAGUGGAGUGUUUUGGGGGGUUCUCCUCGUUAUGAGCAUCAAGCUGAUGGGCCAGAUAAGAAGGAAGCAGGAGUUCAUGGCUCUUCUCCAAUCAAACAGAUAUGUUCCUGGUGCCUUCUAGUCACCUCGUAUGUUUUGAUACACACCUCAAAUUAUUAUCAAGCAUACCUUAUUUGUAUUUGCACAUUAUGCUGUAUACCAUAACCUGGCUAUUUUGUGCAAUGGCAACAUUAUAAUGUUCCGUUUAUGCAUGUAACUGAUAUUGAAAAGUAAUCUACAUGCAUAGAUCCAUUUCCUUUGCCUUACUGCUGUAAAAAAACAUUGCAGUUUAAUGAAAUUAAUAUUUAAUAAUCAGCACAUUUUCAAAUGCUUUUGUCAUCUCACUGAAAUUAUAUUUGAAAUUAAUAUCUUACUCAGCAUUAACCAGCCAUCUGUUUAGUUUGAGUAGCUGGAGCCGAUCCCGGCGUUGUGUUAUUUUCUUAACGUGUUGUCUUAUCUGGAUGAUAUUCCGAUAUUAUUUAUAUCCUUCAUACUUCGACACAUUACUGAGUCUUUAAAAAGACAAGAUAAUAAUCUAAAUGCAUUUACUGUACUUAAAAUGUUAUCAAAUAAUCAAUGAAUGGGUUUAAUUUAACACUUGUCAACUGGACCAACACACAUAUUUAAAUAUUCGUACUUGUCUUAAGCUCAGUCAUUGAAUCUCCAGCAUUAGAGCAACCAAUAAUCUUUGAGCAAAUAAUAAUAUUAAUAACCCUUAUGUAGCACCUUUCUUAAACAGUGUUUACAAAGUGCUUUGAUUGAAAUAUAAUCAUUUAUUUAUUAUCGAGCAAUGUAUUUUCUUGGGUAAAUAAUCAGGUUGGGCAAUGGAAUGAGCUCUCAUUGGGACAACAGAAUGUCUUGAUGCCUUGUUAUGCACAAUGUAUAUUUGAAACUUCAUCACUCCAUUCAGUUGUUCUUAAAGCACAUUAAGUGGGUGAAGGACACCCACGACAAGGAGAGAGGAUUCUGUUCGGUUGCACAUUCAGUAGACAAAUUUUGAUUUCAAGGUUUGGAGGAAUUUUGGCGAGGCCACUGCAGACAGGCUGUGAGAGGCUCGUGUAGGAAAACGUGUCACCAAUAUUCUUGCAGAGACUUGGAUGUCCCGACUGAUGCCACUCUCACCGAAGAAGCCUUUACGCCACAUCACUCCUAAUAUGACUCGCUGCAUGAGCUGCCUGCGGUUGAAAUGUCUCCUUGACACGAAUUUCAUCUGAAACAGCAGAUCCAACGUCUACCUGUGCACUUUAACCAUUAAUGCCUAAUAUACAAUAUGUUCUUGCAAAGUAUGGUAUUUUUAUUUCUGUCAUACACUGUUUUUUUAAUUUAUGGAAUGAACUUCUGUAAUAUUUUGUAAAUAGAGGGAAUAAAAUAUGUGAUUCUUG